AUGCCAGUCACCCCUACACCUGAAGAUGAAAAAAACGAGCCUAUUUUUGAAAUUGUUUACAACGCUCCUACAGCUCCACCUUCAGAUAUCAUUACUCCACCUCCAUCUCCCAAGUCGUCACCGAGAACCGAUGGGGAGCGUUCCAUCGUCUCUGAAUCUUUUAAAGCCAAUGAUCGCAUAUUAACAGUAAAACGUCAGGGUCAAAUGAAAUUAUUGAAACUCGAAUAUGCUGCUUUGAAAAGAGAAGGUCUUUUAUUUACAGAACACACGUACAACCUCAUCUUUGAAGCAUAUGCCAGUCUUCGUCGUGACGGUACUCCUCUAACUCCAAUGCUUAACAUUUAUGAGGAUAUGCUCCGUUCUGGAAUUCAACCCUGCAGUUCUACUUAUACUAUUCUCAUCCGUACUCUGUGUAAGCGUGAUGUGGAGGUGCAAAAAGUCAUUGCUAUGCUGAAGCGUCAGAAUGCUCGUUGCAAAUCUAUUACUGCUUCUAACAAUAACAUGUCCGACUUAGAGUCUGAGGCGAAUCUACAAAAGGCACUUGUCAUGUUUGAAGAUGCUGUUUCCGAAAACCUGGUUCAAUUCUUCGAAGUUGACCUCUUUAAUCAAUUGUUACGAGUUCUCUCCCACUACGGUGAUGUUGAGAAUUCUCUCCGAGUUUAUCAUCAGUUGGAACUUCAUGCUCAACCUACGUCUGCUACUUAUGCUGCCUUGAUCAAUUUGUUUGGUCGUGUGGGCGAUCUGGAAUCUGCCUUGACCUUUUUUCAACAUUACUCUUCUAUCAAAGACACAGUGGGACCCCAUGACGCUUCUUAUGUCUAUAAUGCUUUGGUCGAUGCUCACCUCAAAUGCCAUCAUUUAGAAGAUGCCCUCAAAAUUGUUCAAAAAGAUAUGUUGGAAGCGGAUGUCAAAAUAUCUACGAUUCCUUAUAACUCUAUCAUUCGUUAUUAUUGUCUUCAACCUAACAAGAAAUUGGAAGAAGCCAUGGACCUUCUACAAACGAUGAAGCAAUCUUACCCUCAACCUGAUGCUAGCAGUUAUGGCCCUGUUUUGUCUGCUUAUUGUCAAAUGGGUUGUUUCAAAAAGGCAACUGAAAUCUAUCAAGCCCUGAUUCAAACUGAUAUUUCCAAGUCUUACGGUAACAUGGCUAAUUAUGCUUUGCUCUGCUUGAAACAAAAUGACAUGGAGAAAGCCAUGCAGGUAGUCGAAGAUAUGAAAAAGGCCGGCUUGGAACCUGACCCUGCUUUGGCUCAACAUAUUGUCACUCGCUUUGCUAUCGACUUAAAGCAACCAGAACAUGCUUUGAACGCUCUUACUGUCAUCUUGGAAUCCAUGAAACCUCGCUCUGUGGCUAAAGGAGUGAACCAACUAAAACAGGCAGCUUUAGCCGUUUCCAACGCCUUGGCCGCUUCUGACACUGUUCAUAUUGACACUGCGCUGACUUUGGCUCGUUUGUUUACAAAGUAUUUGACCAACGGUACUCAUCAAAAUCACAUGCUGCCCUUACCUGUUGCCAAAGUUAUAGUUGAAGCUUACAAUUUUGACUCAAAUCACUGUAUGUUGACUGCUACCGAUUAUGAAAUGCUGUUUGAUGCCGCCAUCACUCUUGCUUCUACUACUACUAGUAACAGAAAAGCCUCUAUUUCAUCUUUGCUGCUUGAAAUUGCUUCUGAAAUGUCCGUUAAUGGAUUCAAGAUUGCUUCUCAUACAGAGCACCGGGUUGUUAGUUAUCUUAAUCGUGUUGGGGACAAACAAACUGUUCAAAAGUGGCGUGCGCUUUCUGCAGGUUUCAAGAAAGACAACAGCGAGCCAGAAGGCUUUGCAACUCUUCUAUCCCAUGCUGUCAUGACGAAUGCCAUGCAAGGUCGCUUGGAAGAAGCCGUCUUUAUCCUUCGUGCGCGUUUGGUAGAGUCUCUUUUGGUCCCUUUGGUAGAACCUCUCCGGGAUGCUAUUGCUUUUGUUGGUAAACAAGGUAACCUUCAAACUGCUGACACCAUGUACAAGCUUGCCAUUUCUUGCUUCCAACAACCAAGCCCAAACAAUGAACGUGCUGUCUAUAUUUUGACCAACAGUAUCCUCAUCGGCUAUGCUCAACAGGGUGACAUGGUCCAAGCCAAGAAAUACUACGAAGCGAUCAAACAUAUGGGUCGCUAUCCUGAUGGCAAUGGCUAUGCCAGUCUUCUCUUAGGUUGUGCCAAGUGUGCUACGGACGAAGCUACGGAUGCUCUCACCAUUUACGAAGAAGCAAAACGUCACGAUGUAAAGCCUACAACUUUCUUCUACAAUGUUGUGAUCUCUAAGCUGGCAAAGGCGCGUAAGCUCGAUAAAGCAAUGCAAUUGUUCGAGGAAAUGCAACGCUUCAAGAUACAGCCUAAUGCUAUUACCUAUGGUGCAAUCAUUUCUGCUUGUGUCCGUGCAGGUGCUGAGUCUUUAGCUGUUCGCUUAUUUGAUGAUAUGUUAGCUGCUCCGCAUUUCCGCUCCCUUUUACGUGUAGGCCCUUUCAACAACAUGAUUCAAUUCUAUGUUCGUCAAAAUCCAAAUCGUGAACGUGCUCUGGCCUACUUUGAACAAAUGAAGCAAUGUGGUGUAAAACCUUCUGCCCAUACCUAUAAAUUAUUAAUGGAAGUCUAUACUUUGAUUGCUCCUUAUGAUAUGAAGAAGGCACACGGCUUGCUUGAGGAAAUGGAGCGAGUGGAUGGUGUGCGUCCUCAAGCUACUCAUUACGCAACCUUGAUUUAUGCAUAUGGUACAAUUCAAAUGGAAGUUGAAGCUGCUGAAAAAGUUUUUUAUGAAGAGAUGUCAUCGAGCACUAAGAAUAUGAAUCAGGUGGAGAAGGAUGAAGUGGUGUAUCAAUCCAUGAUCGAUACUUUGGUGACAAACGAUCAGCUGACUCGUGCGGAAGCUCUCUAUCAAGAAAUGAAGGUCACUAUUGGCAAGUCUACUUCACCUUAUAUUGAAAAUGUGUUUAUCCGUGGCUAUGGACAGAAGGGUUUAUUGGAUAAAGCCAGAGCACUAUUCGAUAGCAUGAUUGAUGACAAAAUCCAGCAAAAUGAUGAAGAACGAAGAACUAUCCGUGAGCCAAGUACUUACGAAGCUAUGGUACGUGCCUAUGUUGAUAAUCAGAAGAUAGAGGAGGCUCAAGAAAUUUAUCAAAUGAUGAUCCAACGUGAAUUUCCUGAGAAAGUUACCGCUUCAGUUGGUGAGCUGCUUGCCUAA
Molecule: messenger RNA, 3216 nt
Organism: Mycotypha africana
Lineage: Eukaryota; Fungi; Mucoromycota; Mucoromycetes; Mucorales; Mycotyphaceae
Exons: 3
Coding region: 1-3216 (1071 amino acids)
Molecular function (GO): protein binding
Source: RefSeq, a predicted model, not a curated record